Molecule: messenger RNA, 6329 nt
Organism: Eptesicus fuscus (big brown bat)
Lineage: Eukaryota; Metazoa; Chordata; Mammalia; Chiroptera; Vespertilionidae
Gene: N4BP2
Product: NEDD4 binding protein 2
Exons: 20
Coding region: 296-5572 (1758 amino acids)
Molecular function (GO): ubiquitin binding
Source: RefSeq, a predicted model, not a curated record
GCGCACCCGACGACGCGGCCCCCGGUCUCGACGCCCUUCGCGGGCUCCAGGAGCAGGGGAAGAUUAAAUGAGAUACUGCAUGAGUGUAAGAAGACAUUAUUUUGGAUAAUAGGAAGAGCUGUAGAGUUUACAGAUAUCAACUGUGGCCUUAAUGAGCACAUUGAUAGCAUCCAGACAGACAGUCCUAUUACUGCUGGAUUGUGCAAGAUAAGUUAACCCUGUUUUCUUUGAGGUAUGACUUAAAUAUUAAACAUCUUACAUAAUAAAGGGAAAUAUUUUAGUUUUGGAAGUCAGAAUGCCAAGGAGAAGGAAAAAUCUUGGGGGAAAUCCUUUUCGGAAGACUGCAAACUUUAAGGAAGUUGUCGUAUCCAGUGUUGCUAGUCAUGAGGAGCCAACUACUCUUCCUUCCAUGUGUGAAACAAAAGUUGAUCAGGAAGAACUCUUCACCAAUAUCUCAGAGAUGUUUUCUGAUCUGGAUCCUGAUGUAGUGUAUUUGAUGCUUUCUGAAUGUGAUUUCAAAGUUGAUAAUGCCAUGGAUUGUCUAUUAGAAUUAUCUGCCACUGAUACCAAGAUAGAAGAAUCGUCUUCAAAAAGCAUCAUUGCUUCUGAGAACCAAGUAAGUGCAGCAGUAAAUGAAAUAAUGGAAAAGUGUCCGCCGGAAGAAGAAAGUGAAGAUUCAAAAAUGGAUUCAUUCUUCGACAUGCAGUUAACAGAAGACUUGGAUUCCUUGAUACAGAAUGCUUUUGAGAAAUUAAACUCUUCUCCUGAAGACCAAGUAUGCUCAUUUUUGCCUUUGGAAGAUGUUAAUAGUUUUAGUGACCCACGUGCAUUCAUAAAUUCAGAUUCAAGUAGUGUGACUCCCAUUCUUUCUACACAAAAUAUGGAUUUGAACAGUGAAAAUGUAGAGACUUCUGCCUCUACUUUAAGUUCAAACACCUUAACUUCACAGUCAGUUUCAAAUGAGCCCGGAAGUUUUAUAAAGCAUGACACAUUGGAAGAUUCUCUUCUCAGUAGUUCUUUAAAUGUAGCAGAUGACACUGCGGUGGGUUGUAGCAGCAGCAAUCAAAGAGAGAAUGAUCUUUUAGAAUCUGAGUGUGUUGAGACUCAGUUCUCUCAAGCCCAUGUAGAUUUGGAUGCCAAUGAACCUCAGGCUCCUUUAAACUCUACUGUGCAAAAUCCAGGGCUUGGUUUACUGGGUCCCGGUGGGAAUCAGAAAUCUACUUCUAUCCCGGAUGUGUUUGUACCUUCUGAAGAAUUCAAUUUCAAGCCGCACAAGCAUAAUGAAUUGCCACCAAAGGGGAAGGAUGUAAAUUACUGUCCAAUGCUUGCCCCUCUUCCUCUGUUGCUGCCUCCUCCACCUCCACCAAUGUGGAAUCCAAUGAUUCCUGCUUUUGACCUCUUUCAAGCAAACCAUGGCUUUGUAGCUCCUGUUGUUACCACAGCUGCACACUGGAGACCUGUCAACUAUACGUUUCCAUCCCCAAUUAUUUCUCACCCUUCUCCAACAAAGAUAUGGAGAAAUAAAGAGGGAACAAGUGCUUAUCAAGUGCAAGAAACUCCAGUUUCUCAGGUUGUAAGAAAGAAGACAUCUUAUGUUGGACUGGUUCUUGUUCUUCUCAGAGGGCUUCCGGGAUCAGGAAAAUCUUUUUUGGCAAGGACUAUGCAAGAAGAUAAUCCGAGUGGAGUCAUUCUUAGUACUGAUGAUUAUUUUUACAUAAAUGGACAGUACCAGUUUGAUGUAAAGUACUUAGGAGAAGCACAUGAAUGGAACCAGAAUCGUGCAAAAGAAGCAUUUGAAAAGAAGGUGUCUCCUAUAAUAAUAGAUAAUACAAACCUACAGGCAUGGGAAAUGAAGCCAUAUGUUACUUUGUCUCAAAAGCAUAAAUAUAAAGUCCUUUUCCGGGAACCAGACACAUGGUGGAAGUUUAGACCAAAGGAACUUGCAAGGCGUAAUAUUCAUGGGGUAAGCAAAGAAAAAAUAACAAGAAUGUUGGAACACUAUCAACGUUUUGUUUCAGUGCCAAUAAUCAUGAGUUCUUCAGUGCCAGAAAAAAUUGAACGUGUUGAGUUAUGUGCAUAUUCUUUUGAGGACCGAAGUUCUAGCCCAAGAGACAAUGAAGACAUUACCUCUGAAAAAGAAGAAAAUGUCUUAUCCUCAUCUCUGAAGCACAUAGAGUUAAUUGAAGAGGAGCAACUUGAAGUGACCAAAGAAGCUGUGUUACCUGAGAAUGUCACAUGUCUCCCUAGUGCAGAUGUAAACAAAGGAAGUGAUGUGAAUCCUAACAUUCAGAGUGCUUUGAUUCAGGAAGUUCCAGACACGUAUUUUUUUGAUUCUGAAAGCAAAGUAGGAGUAACAGACAAAAGUGAAAAAGAAGAGCAAGUAGAAAUGGCUUCUGAAAAAGAAUAUAGUAAAACCGAUACACAUAGUUUUGUAGAGAGAUUGUCACAAAGUAUUAGCUAUGGUGAAGAUAAUCAAGAAGACUGUGAUCUUUCAAAUACUGUAUCACUUCAGAAUGAAAAUUCUUCACCUGGUGAAAUAUUGGGAGAAAGAACAGAGGUAAAGAAAAAAGCCUUUGGAAAACAAAAAAGCAAAUCAACUUCAGAAAAGUUUCCGAGACAUGAGCUAUCAAAUUUUGUUGGUGAUUGGCCAGUUGAUAAAACGAUUGGUCAGAGAACAAAAAGGAACCGAAAAAUGGAAAAGGCUUCAUCUGUACAAAAUGACAAAAAGGAUAAUUGUCCUCCAUCAUUCAUAGUAUUAGAUAAUGGUCUGUCUGUGAAUAUGGGUAACACCCAGCAACCAGGAUGUCCACAUGAAAGUGUAGAGGAUGACAAGAAGUCACAAUGUGAUGAUGCUUCAGAAGCUUUUAGUAGCUGUCACUAUGAUGCUUACAAAAAUACUGAAAAAAACUCAUUCAACAUUGUGGGCGACUGGCCUUCAUCUGAUUCUUUAGCUCAGAGAGAGCACAGAUCAAGAACGCCAAAGGCAGCUUUAAAUGAACCCAGCCUAGAAUUUGCAACUAAUGACAUUAUGAGUGAAAUAUCCUCAUACACAGCACAUGAGGCCUGUUGGGGCACAAGCCCUGAAGAACUAAAAACGUUGGGUAGUGCUAUUCUAGGAAGUUCUGAAAUGCUAUCUAGUGAAAUGACCUGUGAGAAUAAGAUUUGUCCAAAUAAAAUGAUUCCUGGGCAACACACAUUGUCUCUUACUUUUACCAAUAGUGUUCCAACUAUUCCUGGUGUAGUAGGAGCACAGACUUUAGCUGAAUUUCCAGAGGGAAAGCCUAAAGAAGUAGGCGUGUGUACCCAGACCGAACCACAGGAUUUUGCUCUCUUAUGGAAAAUAGAAAAGAAUAAAAUUAGUGUUUCAGAUUCUGUGAGAGUAUUAACAGGAAGAUUAGAUGGAUUUAAACCAAAAGCUUUCAAUAUUAACACAAACUUAGAUGUUCAAGAAACAAUUCCCUAUCGGGUAAUGCAUGAUAAAAGCACGUUUGUUGAAGAAAGUGAGCUUACCAGUGCCGAUGAAUCUGAAAAUCUUAAUAUUCUUUGUAAACUAUUUGGAUCUUUUUCAUUAGAAGCCCUAAAAGACUUAUAUGAGAGGUGUAACAAAGAUAUUAUUUGGGCCACAAGCCUUUUGUUGGACUCUGAAACUAAAUUAUGUGAGGAUACUGAAUUUGAGAAUAUCCAAAAAUCAUAUGAAGAAACACAAAUUGGGCCAUUUUCUCUAGGAUUUAAUUUGAAGGAAAUUAUUAGCCAAAGAGGAACCUUGGAAGAUUAUAAUUCUGUGCCAGAAUUUAGCCCUGAGAUUGAUAUCACUGACCUGAAUGCACAGUCUACCUGUGAUUCAGAAAAGGGAAACUCAGUGCAGGCAGAAAUAAGAGCUACAACUACUGAAAAACCUGGAUUAGUAAGUCUAUUUCCUAAUGUCACCAUGGAUCUAAAGAACACUAAUGAAGUGCUUCCUAAUAGUCAGGCAGAACUUCCAGUCGAACAUAAUAUUAACCAGUCUUUUUCAGGUGCUGUAAAAGCUACUCCUGCUCAAGAUUGGAGUGAAAUGGAGAAGACUCUAGAAGUGACAGAUAUUGGAGGCAGUAUGCAUUCUUCUUUGGAUUUGUCUGAUAUUUUAAACUCUGUAUCGAGCACUUCAAAUCUUGAGUUAAAUGAAGAAAUUUAUUUUCCUGAUUCUUGUGAAAUAAAAAAACAUGAAAAUCUUCCAAAGGACUAUAUGAAAUUUCCAAACACAGAAGAAUGUAUGAAUGAAGAGGAACAGGAAAUGGAAAAAAUUCUAAUGACAGGGAGUACUUUGCCAGCUGGAGUUAGUGAGGAAGAUAAAACUGAGAUGUUGAAUCCCACACCAGUGAUGACCAAAUCUCUUACCAUAGACUGUCUGGAAUUGGCAUUACCCCCUGAACUGGCUUUUCAGCUCAAUGAAUUAUUCGGCCCUGUUGGUAUUGAUUCAGGGUCUCUAACAGUUGAGGAUUGUGUGGUUCACAUAGAUCUUAAUCUGGCUAAAGUGAUUCAUGAGAAAUGGAAAGAAUCUGUAAUGGAGCGACAAAGACAAGAAGAGGUAUCCUGUGGCAAGCUAAUGGGAGAUCCUUCCCUGGUUGGGCAUAUUGGUCUUGAUAAUACUGAACAAAAAUCAUCUCAAAGAACAGGCAAAAAAUUACUGAAGACUUUAGCAGCAUCUGAAAUGGCAGCCUUACAGGAUCAUUGGAAUACUCAAACUAAAAAAGUAUCACUCAGAGAAAUAAUGUCAGAAGAAAUUGCCUUACAGGAAAAACAUGAUUUGAAAAGGGAGUCAUUUAUGUUUGAAAAAGAUUGUGCCACUAAACUAAAGGAGAAGCAGCUCUUUAAGAUAUUUCCAGCCAUUAACCAAAAUUUUCUGGUGGACAUUUUCAAAGACCACAACUACUCAUUAGAACACACAGUGCAAUUUUUAAACUGUGUUCUUGAAGGAGACCCUGUAAAAACAGUUGUAGCACAAGAGUUUGUUCACCAAAAUGAGAAUGCCACUUCUUACACUGCACAGAAGUCUAAGGAGAAAAAGGCAAAGAAAUCGAAGGAGACUGAAGAUACACAGAGUGAAUCACCCUUCCAGGAUUUUGAGUACCCUAAGUACGACGACUACAGGGCAGAGGCUUUCCUGCACCAGCAGAAGAGGAUGGAGUGCUACAGCAAGGCCAAAGAGGCUUAUCGGAUGGGGAAGAAAAACGUUGCCACAUUUUAUGCCCAGCAGGGUAGUCUCCAUGAGCAGAAGAUGAAGGAAGCUAAUCACCUUGCUGCUAUAGAGAUCUUUGAGAAAGUCAACGCCUCCCUGCUGCCACAGAAUGUUUUAGACCUCCAUGGACUGCAUGUGGAUGAAGCUAUAGAACAUUUGAUGGCAGUUUUACAGCAGAAAACUGAAGAAUUUAAGCAGCAUGGUGGCAAGCCCUAUCUGUCCGUGAUUACGGGGAGAGGCAAUCACAGCCAGGGAGGAGUAGCUCGAAUCAAGCCAGCUGUCAUUAAAUACCUCACAAGCCAUAGCUUCAGGUUCUCUGAAAUUAAACCAGGGUGCUUGAAGGUCAUGCUAAAGUAAAAUAAACAUCCUUGACUUAGAAGUAUGAAGGAGGAAAGUUGGGGUCUGAGAUUAUAUUGCAGUUUUAUACCUUCCAAAGGCAGAAAAAUUUUCAGAGAAGGAGAAGUGGUUAGAUAUCUACCAAAUGUUGCCGUCUUACAGAACUGCUUCUAGAACUGUCUGUGUAAGUGGUAUUUAAGAUAGUUCUAAAGAGCCGUCUUUCAUAUUUGAGGGGUGUAAUUUCUAGGCUGCAGUAAGGUCAAAAUUCUGUUAACUUAAAAACAAAUAUAGAAAACACUUUUGAUAUAAGUAUAAAAAGAAUCACUACAAUGUAAAAGUUUUUAACUUUUUAAAAAGAGCCAACUUCCUGGAAGAAAACCUCCACUGGCUUCUGUGUUUUGGUCAGCUAAGAAGUCCUGUUAGUGUGUGAAAGUAUGUCAGUACAAGUUUAAUGUGAUAAAGUUUAAUUUUCCAAUAUGAGACAGUGGUUUAAAUAAAUCUGACUUUGGAUAUGGAGAAUACUUUCAACAUAAAAUUUUAACAAUUGUGUUGCUCUUUGACAAGCUUAAAAAAUCAUUUGGAUCAGGAAUUAUAAGAUUGAACCGUUACUGAAAGAACCCUGGAUUACAGAAGGGUUUCCUAAAAUAACACAUAUUAAUGAAACUAGAACUCAAAAACACACUUAUAUAUUAUGAAAGCAUGCUUUUAAAAGAAGAGCUGUGUUGUUGAAUUUAUUUCCACAAAAAUAAUAUGUUUAUUAUUUAGAAAUGGUUAGUGA